Molecule: messenger RNA, 1742 nt
Organism: Chlamydomonas reinhardtii
Lineage: Eukaryota; Viridiplantae; Chlorophyta; Chlorophyceae; Chlamydomonadales; Chlamydomonadaceae
Exons: 7
Coding region: 227-931 (234 amino acids)
Biological process (GO): late endosome to vacuole transport via multivesicular body sorting pathway; vesicle budding from membrane
Cellular component (GO): ESCRT III complex; multivesicular body
Source: RefSeq, a predicted model, not a curated record
GUUAUACGAGGUCCCAUAUUUGCGUAUCAUUGCAUUGCACGCAAACACGCACUCUUCGUUGCAGUGCAACGCAAUCGCUUCGUCAUGAACACGCCUCGUCGCGCAGACAAACCUUAAAUAGUCGUUCUAGUGGACCUAGCGUACCAUCUUGAUAAGCACAGACUGCCCAGCACUGUCCAAUUGAGUCUAGGGCUUGCCAUCACACCCACACCACGCGCGCACCAGGAUGGGUGGUUACUACAGCAAAAGCUCCAAGAAGAGCAAAGGGCCCGAGAUUACGGAUGCUGACCGCGCAGUGCUGUCACUGAAGACGCAGCGCAAGAAGUUGGAGGACCAGGAGAAACUGAUCAACGCCCGGCUGGAGCGGCAUGCGGAGGUGGCCCGGCAGCUGGCGGCGGAGGGCCGGCGCGACCGGGCGCUGCUGGCGCUGCGCAAGAAGAAGCUGAGUGAGAAGCAGCUGGCGGGGCUGCACACACUCAUCAUCAAUGUGGAGGAGAUGCUGUCCAACAUCGAGACCACCAAGAAGCAGACGGUGGUGUUCGGCGCGCUGCAGCAGAGCAACGACGCCCUGAAGCAGCUGCAGGCGCAGGUGAGGCUGGAGGACGUGCAGCGCCUGCUGGACGACACGGCGGAGGCCAAGGCCUACCAGGAGGAGCUCAGCGCGCUGCUGGGGCAGCAGCUCAGCGACACAGAGGACGCGGAGGUGGAGGCUGAGCUGGCGGCUCUUGAGGAGGUGGUGGUGGAUGAAGAUAAAAUGGCCAUGCCCACCGCACCCAAAACCAAGGUGCCGGAAGUGGAGGCGGCCGCAGCUGCGCGUGCCGCGGCGGAGGCGGCGGCAAAGGCGGCGGCGGCAGCGGCAGAAGAGGAGGAGGAGGCCGAGCCAGAGCCGGCGGUAGAGGGGCGGAAGGCAGAGGCCAUGCUUGCGUCUUGAGAGUCCGUCAGACGAGUAUGCUGUACGUGUUCUGGCGUGUGAGGCAAUCGACUGCAGUUGCGCGUAAGGAGUUAUGCUGUGUGCUUUGCACAGUGCACUUUGUUGUUGUUAGUUAUCUUGCGACGUUACAAAAGGGAAAAUUCAAGUGUGCAAGCACACAGAGACCAUGCAAUGCUACCGAGGAGAGAUGAUGGGCUGCACGCCUGCACUUACAGGGGCGGGAGGUUUGGGGCGAGUUUUGGCGCGAGCAGGCACGAAUUCGGCAACGGCACCACAUGUGCGAUCAUCAAAGGCUGGGUAUGCGGUGUCAGGGAGGUGCCAUGGCGUAGAUGUUGUGCACAGCUGAAUAGGCGACGUAUGUACGUGCAAGCAGAACAAAGGCCAGAUGCGCGAUCUUGCCCGCUCAGCCCCCCGGCGGCGACAUUCAUCGCCGGCGCGGCGCCGCUCGCCCUGCUGCCGGCGCGGCGCCGCUCGCCCUGCUGCUCCACGCGCUCCACGACGCCUCGGCCCCCAUCCCAUAUAAGUAUUAUCGCUUGCAACUAACGCCUCUGCCUGUGCUCCGCUCGUUUUCUUUGUUUUUGGUUUAGUUUGGGCUGGUAUUUACCGUACAACGCAUCCCGUCUCCGUAAAAUCGGUAACUUCAGAACCCCUGACCAUAGAUGUUCCCAACGGCGCUGUGGCUCAGCAUGUUCGCCGCGGGCGGGGGCUGAUCGGCAGGAAACGGUCCAUACCGGCGCCGUGUGGGGGGUGCAGGCGGUGCAACCGGUCAACCCGGCACCCACGUCUGUGGGAAGUGUAAUCAUGCAGUGAC